AAAGAGCAAGCUGUCUUUUCGCCUUUCAGGGUUCGAAAUCAGAUAGAUACUUGACCUGGUCUUAUCCAGUCAGGUAAAUGCCCAAACCGAUCCAUACACCCCUAGGUAGAUAGAGGUGGGCAUCAAAAGGUUUUACUCUCGACCGCCUUGAGGCUUGAGCUUUUCUCCGUGUCGGUCUCGGUCUUUACCGGGCGAAAGGACAGCACGAGACCCCUACGCCCACUACUGCUCCAGCUCCAAAAGGCAUCCUCAAUCUGACCGGGGGAAAGGUUCCAGACUGAAGUACCUACUGUCUACACUAGGAUUAUUACAAGAAGCCCUCGAGAGUUUAUUCUCAAUUUGGUCAAGGCGGUUGUGGUACUCUUUUGUUUUAUCUCCCGCUCUUGGUGUCGGAGGGGCUAGCAACCCGGGCUGGGCCUUCACCACUAUUCAUCGGCCUCAGUUGUGAUCCCUAUCCUUGCUACCCUCUCUGUCCACCAGGGGCAGCACAGAAACCAUGUCGACAUCACCUCGCAGUCAACCUCAGCAACUGCCAUACUAUAAACAAGAACAACACCGCCACUACCAACAUCAGCACCCACCACCGUCGCCCCGUCAGCAUCACCGAGCGAAGCGCCCGAGACCUUCGUCUCCGGGCCCAGAGACGCAAGAUACGCCGCCCUCAGCCUCAGCCUCGGCCAGUGUCCCUUCACCCGGCAGCGAGGACGUUCAAGGUGUCAGCAGUACCAGUGGGUCUGUUACCAGCAUACCCGGCCAAAGCAGCAACUUUCGCAACGUGAGCGCCUGCUCUAGAUGCCGCGCGCGCAAGAAUCGCUGUGAUCAAAGGUUGCCCAACUGCACGGGCUGUGAGAAGGCCGGCGUGGAUUGCAUUGGUUAUGAUCCCAUAACCAAGCGGGAGGUCCCACGAAGUUAUAUAUUCUUUCUCGAGAAUCGUGUCCUAGCACUCGAGACUUUACUAGAAUCCAAGGGAAUUCCGUUCCCCAAGGCCGAUAAACUCAAGAUGUUUUCCAGCGCAGCCGACAGGCCAACUCCAUCGACACAACCGCCAAAUCAGAAUAUACAAAACGACGCCUUGCCGUCAAGUGUUCACCAAGUUCAUCAAAAAGGUGUGCGAUGCUGUAACCCGAGCUGCCAAGGUCAAUGCCAUGUCAAAGUUCCAACCUCUCCCUCCACAACCGAGGCAGCAACGUCGAACCACCGUUUCCCUGGCGCCAUGUUUACGACCAACCCACCUGAGACUGCGCAACCGGCGCGAUCUCACUGGCGCGGAUUUCCAGAGCGGGACGAAGGCGCUAAAUCCGUCAAAUCUGUCGUCAAGAGGGAGCAAAAUGGCGGCGGAUCCAUGAGGGACUCGUUCUUUGGGUUGCAUACCAAGUCGCCGCGCCAUCCGGUCCGCCAGGCCGACUUCCCAGGCAAAGAAGUAGGCCUUCGUUUAGUCGAGCUCUACUUUCAGCACGCUAACCCUCAGAUUCCCAUCUUACACCGUGUUGAAUUCAUGGACAUCUUCCAUCAAGCGUACACUGCUGAAGGAUCGGUACGGGACCGAGAGUUGUGCUUGCUGCACAUGGUUUUUGCGAUUGGCAGCGCCCAAAGUCUGGGAGACUCGGAUGACUCGGAAGAAGGCGAAAAGCAGUACCAGCCUGAAGAGUACUAUGCCAGUGCCAAGGAGCAUUUUCAGACAUGUUCAAGGAUUACGGGCAUACGUGCGGGGAACGACACUGAGCGGCAUUUGACGGCCCUCGAAUACCUCCAAAUACAUCUGCUGAAAGCCAGUUUUGCUCUCUUAAGGCCAGUGUCCCCUGGACUGUGGUACAUCACUGGUGAGGCGAUGAGGUUGGCGGUCGACCUCGGUCUACAUUUUGAGCAGGGCAACGAGCCUCAAUUCAGGCUCGAUAACGCAAGGAGGCAGACCGAUAGAGAAGCUGAUCGGGAUGGAGGAGCACGAGAGUACAUACGUGACCGGCGGCGCAGGCUCUGGUGGUGCGCCUAUUCUCUUGAUCGACUUAUAAGCAUUUGUGUCGGUCGGCCAUUGGGAGUUAGUGAUCGGGUCAUCACCACCGAAUUCCCCUCUCUGGCGGAUGACAGAUUCAUCACUCCACAGGGAAUCACGGUGCCAUCUUCAGGCGAACCGGCCGUACCGAGCUACAAAUUUGUUGCUCAGCACUACUUUCGGCUGCGACUGUUGCAGUCGGAAAUAGUACAGGCGCUACAGAUACAGCAAGCUCAAGCAGCCCGCCAGCAGCGCAUGGAUACCAAGAUGGCCUCACCAUUUCCGGCUCAGUUUGCUUCAUUUCGAGAUUGGAGAAGAGAUAUUGAGAAGCGUCUCACUGACUGGAGGGAUAGUGCACCUACAAAAGAACAAACUGGAGUUGACUUUUCUACAGAGUUCCUUGAGGUCAACUACUGGCAGGUCAUCAUCUUUCUCCUCAGACAGAGCCUGCCUGUACCCAACGACUUCCGCAAAGAAUACCAGAUCUUCAAAGAGUUCAACAGCCCAAGCAUGCACAACGUUGAGCUUCGGGAAGAUCAAGAGGCCGUAUACGUCAAGGUUGCAGAGGCCGGGGCCAAGAUUUUGAAGCUAUACAACCGUCUUAACCAACGAGGAGUCGUCAACUAUACUUACCUGGCCACCCACUACGUCUACAUGUCCGGAAUAUACUACCUCUACGCAAUCUGGCACUCGGCUCAGGUUAGAAGCAAUACUUUGAUAGAUGAGGUAAACGAUACGAUUGCCAGAGGGCAUACCGUCUUCACUGCUCUCAUCCCCAAAUGUCCCCCCGCCGAACGAUGCAGAGAUGCGUUUGAUAGAAUGGCAAAAGCAACCGUCAAGAUGGCCAUGAUGCAAGGUGGCUUUGCCCCAGCUCCUGGGAGGCAAGCGGAGACUGAACGGCAACGUGGGUGUCAGCCAGGGACUACUAGUCCAGCACAUAGCUCACAUGCGCUUAAAAGCGAAGAGGCGUGGUCGACACGAACCCACAGUCCCGCACAUCUCCGCCGCAUGGGGGAGGCAAGCAGCAACACACCUUACAGCCGCUCUCAUUAUCAAGAGGGCAGCUACAUUGCCACAGUGCCCUCGCCUCCAGGACACGCUUUGCGGCUCCCGCAACCACGUUCAAUGCAGUACGAUGGUGUGGUGAAGCUUGAGAACGAGGUAUUCGGGCCUCCCAUGCAACCAUCGAGCAGAUUACGCAAGAAUAUGGACUCCAGACACCCACACGACUUUCAAGGAGUCGGCGAGGAUGCCAAAGCAGUCGCGACAGCCGCAGACGCUAUUGUAUCGUCACUUUUCUCCCAGCAACAGGCGCGGAGACACUCGGCUUCGUCUCCCACUGGGGCGCCGAAUCUACUACCCCCGCCAACGCACCAGUCGGCACCACACUCGGGAUUGCCCAACGGGAUGGAAGUGCUGAUGGUUGCGCCACAAAUCCAGCUCCAGCAGAACCAUAACCGCCACCAUCACCACCUUCCGCCAACGCCCAACAGCUAUCAGCCGGGAAUUAUCAACUUUGAGGAGCCGCAGGGCAUGGAUUUUAUGCAGAGCCUCAUGGCAGUGGCACCCCCGGGCAGCGAUCCCUUCCUGGACCUCCAGAUGAACUUUGGCUUUGGUGCGGGCUGGGGAGGCCAGUAUCAAGACUUUAGCGAUGGCUCGCAGGUAGACCUUCUGGGUGGUUUCUGGGCCGAUAGACAGCAGGGUGGUUUUGCCGGCGGUGGAGGGCUUUGAGGUGCCUGCCAGGUUUUGUGUUUCUAUUUGUUCUUUGGGAUGGGCUUUUUCCCUUGCUUAUUUUGGAUAUGCUCCUGGUGUCUUUACUUGUUGAUGAGACUGUUGUCGCCACUCCUGCUUGUGUUUUUUCAUAUACCCUUUGUGCGUCCUGUCGGAUCUAUUUGUGAUUUUGGGCUGCAUUAUCGCGAUUCUGGUUUGGCUUUCAUACGGGGGUGCUGGUUAUAGAAGUUAUUGACGUACAUAUUGGUUGAAAAGACGUCAAAUGUGAACGCAUUUCAAACGAAGACAUCCUUUCGCAU
Molecule: messenger RNA, 4020 nt
Organism: Pyricularia oryzae 70-15
Lineage: Eukaryota; Fungi; Ascomycota; Sordariomycetes; Magnaporthales; Pyriculariaceae
Product: fungal specific transcription factor domain-containing protein
Exons: 3
Coding region: 497-3721 (1074 amino acids)
Biological process (GO): positive regulation of transcription by RNA polymerase II; DNA-templated transcription
Molecular function (GO): sequence-specific DNA binding; zinc ion binding; DNA-binding transcription factor activity, RNA polymerase II-specific
Source: RefSeq, a predicted model, not a curated record